Messenger RNA from Penicillium cosmopolitanum, 1023 nucleotides. RefSeq names its product NAD(P)-dependent alcohol dehydrogenase. Gene Ontology annotation, molecular function: oxidoreductase activity. Lineage: Eukaryota; Fungi; Ascomycota; Eurotiomycetes; Eurotiales; Aspergillaceae. The record is from RefSeq and is a predicted model, not a curated record. The coding region runs from base 1 to 1023 and encodes 340 amino acids. The transcript has a single exon.
AUGACAGCAACAAAGCGCACCAUGCGGGCCUGGGUACAUUCUUCCCCCAAGCUGCCUCUCGAGAAAGGCAUGAUGCUUGUGGGUGACCAGCCCUACCCUUCCAAUCCCCUGAAACCCAACGGAAUUCUUGUCAAAGUCAAGAGCGUGGGAGUCAACCCAGCGGACCCAACCUUCGCGGAGCUAGGCGGGUUGGCCAGGACUCUGGUCAAACCCCAUCCGAUCGCUGGGAUGGACUUCAGCGGGGAAGUUGUGUCGAUCGGCAGCAGCGUUACUUCUCUGAAGCCGGGCGACCGGGUUUACGGCAGAGUCGAUACGCAAAAGGGUUAUGCAGGCUCUAUGGCCGAAUACACGGUAGCCGAAAUUGAAGGCUGUGUGCCGAUACCACCUUGCGUUGACUGGGACCACGCCGCGGGGGUUGGCACAGCAGCCAUCACAGCGUACGAGAGCUUAGUACUAAACUCCAAACCGGGGGAUUCAGUGCUCAUCAACGGAGGCACGGGAGGCGUCGGAACAUUUGCCAUCCAAUUUGCCAAAGCCCACGGUUGUAGGGUGACGGUGUCCUGCUCAACCACCAAGGUUGAUCUUUGCAAGGAGCUCGGUGCCGACGAGGUGAUUGAUUAUCGAACGGAGGAUCUGGUCCCCACCUUGAAGGGGAAAGGCAAAGUCUUCGAUUUGGUAGUCGAUUAUGCAUACCGGCAAGAAACGAACCUGUACAAGGCCUCGGACGACUUCUUGACCCAAGAGGGGAUGUUUGUCAUGGUCCCCGGUGGGGUAUCCGGUGCAUUACUCAAAACAAUUGGUAAAAACACGAUGUGUCCUUCUAUGUUUGGUGGUGGAAGAGCUAAGUUCAAGGCAUACUUCGCAAAAAGUAACCAUGCAGCUUUCCAGCAGAUAUCCGAAUGGAUGGCGGCUGGGAAAGUCAGGACUGUUAUUGAUUCUGUCUUGGAGUUUGAGGACAUGCCUAGCGCGAUUGACCGGAUCAAGUCUGGAAGAACCACAGGAAAGAUAAUAGUCCAUGUAUAG